Cannabis sativa is the source of this 5878-nucleotide messenger RNA. RefSeq lists its product as uncharacterized. Gene Ontology annotation, molecular function: protein binding; metal ion binding. Gene Ontology annotation, cellular component: nucleus; exosome (RNase complex). The record is from RefSeq and is a predicted model, not a curated record. The coding region runs from base 231 to 5441 and encodes 1736 amino acids. The transcript has 11 exons. NCBI's taxonomy places the organism in Eukaryota, Viridiplantae, Streptophyta, Magnoliopsida, Rosales, Cannabaceae.
GAAAAAAAGGUUAGCUGAUGACAAAAACUUGGUCGAUUGAGGAAGGGAGGGUAAUUCGGUAAUAAUGGAAACGUCGACAAUGGGUUGGCUGCUAAGGCUUUUGCCCCCAAAACCAAAAGUUGGUUUGGCUGGAUUGGAUUCUUGACUGACUUCUCCAUUACAAAUACAAACCUAACAAACCUUUCUCUUCAAUCAAGACUAAGACAAACAAAAAGGAUAGGAGACUGACUAUGGAGUCCGACGACCCCGAGCUGACAAUCCUCAACCCUCAGCUUCACGAUAAACCCUUCACCAAGGUCAGAGAAGAAGGCGAACUAUCUUCGGACGAAGAGGAGGACGUGCCUUUUCUGCCUCAGAAAGAUCACGUAAACUCUGUCCAACAGUGCACUAGUAUUGAUGCUCCUGCUCGAUCGGGUCCUGUUCCUACAGAAAACAAAUGCAGUGACAACUUUCAAGAAGAUAAUGUUGUUUCUAGCAAUAAUCCUGUAGUGACUGCGGAUAUUCAGUCCCGAGCAUCUAUAAAACCAAUGACUAAGAAGAAUUUUGAUAAGAGUUGGGUAUCGUCAAAUACUGGUAGUCCUGGCCCUGGAUGGUGUGCUCCGGUGGGAGCCACUGAUAAUCUUGUAAUACGCUUCUCGGAUAAUGACAGUGGCAGUGAUUCUGAUGAAUGUGUAAAAGUAAAAGCUACUGAAACUAAAAGUAGUGUAGCUAGAGUGGUUAGCAAUCAAAAACCUCCUGCCCCUUUACAUUCAAAGUUAAACAAACAGGUUGCCACUGGCAUUGUAGGCAAAGUUAUACCCAAAAGAUUGCCUUUAAAUCGAACAUAUAUUUCACCAGUGGCCAAAAUUCCUGGACCCAAUGUUAGUGGUGCUGGGGCAUUGCCAGCUGAGCAUAGUAAUCGAAUGAGAAAAGUUAAUUCUGUGAACAAAAAUGUAUCAAGCCAAGAACGUGGGUUUGGUCAAGGUGUAGGCCUGAACAAUAGUAAGCUUCAAGACUUGCGUCAGCAGAUUGCACUUCGGGAAAGUGAAUUGAAGCUUAAGUCUGCACAACGAAGUAAGGAAGCAGUUUCACUCAGAGAUGAGAAUGCUGUGAGUUUGCCUAGUGAUGCAGUUAGGAAAAUUGGGGCGACAUCUGCCAAAAGUGCACAAAGAGAAUCAAAAGAACCAGAGAAAAAACGGGUUAAAGUCACUGGAUCUUACUCAAAUCAGCCAAAUUCAAUGGGUCAGCGAGACGAGUCUGUUGGAAGAUCUAUAUUGCCAAUAAAGCAGCCAGUGCAGAAUAACAUAGCAGAAGCAACGAAGUUAGAUCAUGGACAGAAAGAAAAUACUGCAGGUAGAGCAAAACCAAGCAUCACUAAAGGGCAACCGAAAAAUGGGAAACAAGGACCUCAUUUAGCGGAAAAUAUAUCUGUCGUGCCAAAAGAUGGUUUUACUGUUGUCAGAAAUUGCAUUGAGUCUGGUGGGAAUAAUAAGCAUGUGGAAUCAUUUUCGGUGUUAAACCCGGAUACAUCAACAGCAGGGAAUAAGAUUUCUAAUGUUAUCCCAAAGAACUUAAACAGUGUGGAGUUGAAUCCAAGAAAAAUUGUUCCUCAUCAGCAACAAAGUACUUUCUUUAACAAAGAAACAGUGGGAAAAAAUCUUAUGAUUGACAACCAUCCUCACAUCUCAUCCGGUGACAAGAUGCUUGAGCCUGCAUUCAAUGAUAACAUUCAGGCAUCUUUAAAUAAUGAAAACUUUUGGAAUUGUUCAAGUAAUGCAAAUGUGUCAGAACGUAACAGAAUAAAUGUGCAGUCAUUGGUUGAAAUGGAGGAAUCAUUAGACAAAGAUCUUGAGGAAGCUCAAGAGCUUAGACAUAGAUGUGAAAUUGAAGAAAGAAAUGCUCUCAAAGCUUAUCGUAAAGCUCAAAGGGAUCUGGUUGAGGCUAAUGCUAGAUGUUCCGAUCUGUAUCGUAAAAGAGAAUUGUACUCUUCCCACUUGCGAUCAUUUAUCAUGGACAGUUCAGAUUUAUUAGGCUCCUCAAGACAGAAUGAGAAAGUUGGAAUUGGGUCAGAUUACUCGAAAGAUGUGUCUGAAAAUAUGCUUCUGUUACCAUCAAGAAAUCACUUACUCAAAUAUGAUGGUGUUAAUCCACUAGGAGUUGGCUCCAACUUCAGUUAUAUCAACAUUCUUCCAGCUCAAACAUCAGAUAGGCAUGUGAGUGGACAACAUUUGGGGUCAGAACUGGGCAGUGAACCAGAUGCUAGUACAUCUGAGCCAUUGUGCUGUAUGGGCAAAGCAGCUGCUGAUGGGGUCCGAUCUUCUUCUAAUGAUCCAAAUAUUGAUGAAGACGAUGAGUCAUUUUCAUUUGAACGUGAAAAUGUCAAAUCUAGCUUUGGGUGUUUUACAAAAAACAACAGUAGUGGUGAUUUGGAGAAGGAUGUAAAUAUGAAACCUGGUAGAAAACCGUCAACUGAUAGCUCGAGGGAAUCUUUUCUACUUGAAGAAACAUUGAGAUCUGAACUUUUUGCAAGGUUAGGGGCAAAAAAUUUGUCAAAGAACAGUGGUUCAUGUAAUAAUAUCCCCCUUACUAUCGAACAGGGAACUGAAAAUGAUGUCAACAGUGAAAAAACCCAAACAAGUUUACAGACUUUUCCAUUCCCUGAUGCAGAAGAAGGUGAACAAUCUGAUUAUGGAGGCCCUGGUAGAUUGGAGAGAAUUAACUCCGACGCACCUGAUAUUCAACUUGAACACUGCAAUGAAGAUAAUUGUUUGAUCUCUCAUUCUCAUACUAAUGCAGAGGAUAACAGAUUUUACAACAAAGAAGAUUCUUCUUGUAUAUCAAUUACAAGUUCUAACAUCUUCAAAAGUGUUUUUGCUAAUAUGAAAGUUAUUACACCAUCGACUCUAAUGGAGUGGCUGGCUGGAAAUCGACAGAAUUACAUUAAUGGUGUUAGCAAAAAAGAGGAUGCUUGUCCCAACUCUGACCAAAUGCAGGGGAGCAAUACUCAAGCAGACUCAACAGAAGAGGCUGUUACUGAAUUAUUUGGAACAGACAUUGGCUCAUACAAUUGUGAUAUUUCAGUUGACCCCUUUAAACCCCUUUGCAUGUAUGAACUCCGAGGAAAGUGCAACAAUGAUGAAUGUCCUUGGCAGCAUGUCAGGGACAAGUGUAGUGAAAUUAUAUCUCAUGAUCAGAAUAAUGAUUCUGAUACUGAUGCAAAAGUUCCCAAGUACUAUGAUGUUAUGAUGUCCCCAACAUAUCUAGUUGGCUUAGAUACCCUGAAAGCUGAUCUGAACUCAUACCAAUCUGUUUUAGCAUGGAGAAAUAGUCAUUGCUGGCAGAAAUGUUUCAGUUUAUCCUUAACAUUAUCAAGUUUGUUGUCAAAUGGUUUGCCUGCACAUGGGCCUCUCGCACAUGGUAGUGAUGGCCGCAUAGAAGUCUGUGGAAGCUGGAGUAGGCAAUCGUCAUAUAUUCUGAGUAGAACUAGCAGAAUGAAUGAACACAAACAGUAUUUGACUGAUAAUGAGCAAGCCCUGGAAACGGCUAUUUUAAUUUUCAAUCAGGAGGUAGACAAAUUUGAAGCUGUGAAAGAGGCUCUUCACAUUAUAUCUCGGGCUCUGGAGGCUGAUCCAAGAUCUAUAUCUCUCUGGAUAUUCCAUUUUCUUAUUUACUAUAGUAGUGUGAAGUCUACUGGGAAUGAUGACCUGUUCUCUUAUGCGGUCAAAUACAAUCAAGGAUCUUAUGAACUCUGGCUUAUGUAUAUCAACAGCUGCACACAUAUUGAUGAUCGGUUAAGUAAAUAUUAUGCAGCACUCUCUGCUCUUUGCUUCCAUAGUACUGCAUCUGACUGGGAUAGAUUGCAUGCUAGUGCUUGCAUCUUAGAUCUGUUUUUACAAAUGGUGGAUUGCUUGUGCAUGUCUGGGAAUGUUGAAAAGGCUAUCCAGAAGAUCUUUGAACUCCUUGCUGUUGACAGUAAUUCUGAUGAACCUGCAGUCCUGCUCUCUGAUAUACAUGCACGCCUGACAGUUUCUGAUAAAUUCAUAUUCUGGAUUUCUUGUGUUUACUUGGUUAUUUAUAGGAAAUUACCAGAUGCCGUGGUCCAGCAAUUUGAAUGUGAGAAACAGGCCUCAGAAAUUGAGUGGCCUUCCAUUAUUUUACUAGAUGAUGAGAAGCAGAGGGCUGUUAAGUUGAUAGAAAAAGGAAUGCUUUCUAUUGAUUCAUUGAUGAAAACUGAAUUACUUAAAGAUGAUAUUAAUCUGACCUCAGCACAUUUUUUUGCUGUCAAUCAUAUUAGGUGCAUGGUUGCUCUAGACAAUUUGGAAUGUAGUAGAAAUUUGUUGGAUAAAUAUCUUGGACUAUUUCCAUCAUGCUUGGAACUUGUUUUAAUACGAGCACAUGAAAAGGAUUUCGGGGAUCUUAGUUUCUCGGGCUUUGAGGAAAUCCUUGGUAGCUGGCCAAAAGAAGUCCCAGGAAUUCAGUGUAUUUGGAAUCAGUAUGCACAAUGUGCUGUCCAAAGUAAAGGAUAUGAAUGUGGGAAGGUACUCAUGGACCGGUGGUUUCAUUCGGUUUGGAAAGUUCAUGAUCUGCAGAAUGGUAUGAAUAGUGAGAAUAUAGAAUUAGCUUCGGAUUCAAUCUUGGAAUCUCUUCCUAAUCUAAGUCCAAUUGAUGUGAUGUUUGGAUUUCUUAAUCUCUCUCUUUAUAAGCUAAUGCAAAAUGAUCGUCUUGGAGCUAGCAUAGCUGUUGAAAAGGCAUUAAAAGCUUCUAUUCCUAAAUAUUUCAAGUACUGCAUUGGAGAACAUGCCAUGUUUUUGCUCACUGGUGAAUCGCUAUUGAAAGAGAAUGCUUCUGUCAGUGGUGUGCUGAACAUUUUGGAGCGGUACAUAGGUAAUUCAUUACCUUUCUCUGUCCCUGAGCCUUUGCCUAGAAAAUUUAUCAAAAACAUCAAGAAACCUAGAGUGCGACAGCUUAUGAGCAACAUAUUCAGUCCAGUUUCGUCUGAUUUCUCUCUUGUAAACUUGGUUCUUGAACUCUGGUAUGGGCCAACUUUUCUACUUGAAUUAUUGUGUAAGCCAAAGCUUUUGGUGGAUUUUGUUGAAGGCAUUCUGGACAUAUCUCCAUCCAACUAUGAAUUAGCUAUGUCUGUUUGUAGACAUUUGAGCAGUCCCAACAGCUCUACUGAUCUUACUCCGACCAGUAUAUUGUUCUGGGCAAGCUCAAACUUAGUUAGUGCAAUUUUGCAUGCUGUCCCGAUUCCUCCAGAGCAUGUAUGGGUUGAAGCUGCUCGCAUCUUGGGUAAUGUAAUGGGUGUCAACACCAUAUCUCAGAGAUUUUACGGAAGAGCAUUGGUGGUAUAUCCAUUUUCUGUAAAGUUGUGGAAGUCCUACCAGACCCUUUACACGGAUAUAGAGAUGAAAAAGAGUAUUGCAGAGGAAGCCAAAGCAAAGGGUUUAGACCUUUGCUAACUUUGUUUAUGACUUCAAUUGGAUUAGAAAAUUGGGUAAUGAGUAUUGCAUUUGCAUUUGCUUCAAUUGGAUGUUUCAUUGAUAAACAUCCCUGGAAAGCACACCCUCGGCAAGGGAUGUUUUGUUUUGGUUACUAUUUUUGCUGACACAGGUUAGUGGACCUUUCUUGGACCUUUUUAUGUUUUGAAUUUAGGAACUACGUACAAAGCUGCUUGUACAGGAUAGAAACACAAUCAAAAAUAGGUUGUAGCUUUUACCAGCUUGGCAUUAGCCAUUCCCUUAGUUUUUUACCACUUUUGAUUUUUGUUUUUUGUCACCAUUCAUAUUAGACACUUAUUUUUGUUUAUCAAUAUAUGUAGAGUAAUUGUAAUUACAUAGACUAUUGUACUUGUUGGCUCUUAUACAUGAAAUGAAUUUGGAAUAGUUCCUUCCUGUUA